Messenger RNA from Solea senegalensis (Senegalese sole), 2508 nucleotides. RefSeq names its product tumor protein p63 regulated 1 (gene tprg1). The coding region runs from base 222 to 1043 and encodes 273 amino acids. The transcript is spliced from 6 exons. Gene Ontology annotation, cellular component: cytoplasm. The record is from RefSeq and is a predicted model, not a curated record. Lineage: Eukaryota; Metazoa; Chordata; Actinopteri; Pleuronectiformes; Soleidae.
CCCCAUCCCAAGAAAGUAACUAACUAACCAACAAACUAACUAGUGUCAUGAAUUUCCAACUGUCAAUCAAAGUUAGGUAAAUGAAAGUCUCGCGCGCACACGCGCACACGUACACGGAUACAGGAAGAAGGAACACGGAAGUGAGUGAGUGAAUGCACCUGUUACUGCUCAGUUUCAAACUUUAAACAGCCUCGACAAGAGCUGCGGCGUGAAGCUCCAUUAUGGCAGAGGCUGAGGAGACAACAGUGUCCACAGAAGAACAGCAGCAGCAGGAACAGUUUCUGGAGCCUGACUCUUCGUCCAGCGGCCCGGGUGACAGUCAGCCUGCUGCCCGUGCUGAGUCCACCGAGCCGCGGGCAGCAGCCGCCGUUUCUCUGACUUUAACACCGGACCAGUUCAAAAGGAGAAAGUUCUUCGUGUUGAGGCCUGGCUCUCUGAAUCAGGCCCUCAAAGACAUUGAUGCUCUGGUGGAUAAAGAAGUGGAUGGCACCGUUCACAGCAUCUGGCUGAUGGUAGAGGUGGAUCACUGGAACAAUGAAAAAGAGCGCAUUGUUCUCAUCACAGAAAACUCUCUCCUCGUCUGCAAGUAUGACUUUGUCAUGUUCAACUGCGACCAAGUGCAGAGGAUCCCGCUGAACUUUGUGGACCGCAUCUCACACGGAGCCUUCACCUUCCCAAAGCACUCCCUCAUCCAGAGAGACGGGGAAGGGGUGCGAGUCUUCUGGGACCGGCUGAGAGAACCCUCCUUCAUCUCCAGGUGGAACCCGUUUGCCAUCGACUUCCCUUUCGUCACCUUCACCAACCAUCCUGUGAGGAACGUCAAUGACACGCUCGCUGCCCUCUGCGAUAUUGAGAAGUUCCGAGAGCAGCUCAAGGACGCCGCACUCAGAGCCCAUUCCAUAAAGCCAGUUCCAGGAAAGGCCAACGGAGUGCUGGUCCUGAAUCAGCCACUCUUGAUCGAAGCCUACGUCGGCCUCAUGUCAUUCCUCGGAAACCAGAACAAACUGGGCUACUGUAUGGCUCGAGGAAACAUCGGCUUUUAAACCCUUUUUACUAUUAAUAUCAUUUUAUUGUUAUUUUAUUGUUUUACUUGUUCACAGAGAGUUUAUUAUUCUUGAAUGGGCGACCGAAGAGUUGUCCACAUUCAGCUUUGCCUUUGUUAAGCGCUGCAGCCUGGAUUCCUCAGGAUGAGAGGAUGAGUGUGCUCUCCCCUGCUGCAUGGUAUCAGUGUGCGGUGUCUGAGUGCUCAGAAAUAUCCACAUUUCAACACUGCUCUUCACUGGAUGACGGAUCUCCCGCUGCUCUCAGGGAGCUUUGUGUUUGCUCCUCAGUGAUAUGGUAAUUCAACUCUUUUGCAAUGGGACUCCUUUCUUCCUCCCCCAGUGUUUCUGUUUAAAAGCUCAUUCUCAUGCCAUUCAGCCCCUUAGAGAUUCAGUGAAGCGGGGGGUGGGGCUUAGUUGUCAGUUUAUCAUUUCUUCUGUAUUUUUUACAGUGCAUACAGUGCUGGAAUUUCCCCUUUGAUUUGUGUUUACCAUGAGUUGCUCCACCUUGUUUAGUAUCAUCUGUUUAUCGUGUAAAUCUGUCACAGACAUGGCAACAUAAGAUGACAUGUUUUGCUCUCUCUCCACUCUGUUGCUAUAAAAAAAAAAAGUCUUGUUUUUAUGAUGAUUCCUUUGCACCGUUUUUUUGUUCCGUGCACUAAAGGAGUGAAUUAUCACACAAAGUUUUUGGACUGAAUUUAGAUUUCAGUCUUUUUUGAUGUGGUCUGGUUACAGCAACAGCAAACAAUGAAACAGCUACUGUGUUUCCCGUUAAGUCCUUUUAAUAUGAAGGGCUGCAGUCGUGCAUUAAGAGUAAUUCAAUACAGUGCUAUAGGAAUGUAAGAAUGCAAACAGGGAUGUUGAUAGUGGGGAGAGUGUAAUGCUACAUCAUUUGUCAACCUGGAACCUGCAGAUGUUGGCAGUUAACAGUGGAAAUGACCCAUGAUGCCUGGCACCAUAUAAUGCCAGUCUGAGGUCCCAGCAUUUAAUCUUUAGGAGGGUUUAUUUGCAGGAAAAUGAAUAUACUAGCCAUACUUUAAGUUUGUUUGUGUAGAGUUAGCUUUAAAAUAAAAAUCAUUGGGGUUUUGGACCCUUACUUUAGGCAAAGGCCUCGUUUUAAGUAGGCCGCCAUCUUGUGUGCCAAUGUUUCUGCAGCAUCCAGCCACAGCAUGCGUGUUCUGUAGUGAAGCUUACCACACAAAUGAAAAAGAAGAAGAGCUCCAGUAGCUGAUGUCACGAACUUGGAGCAUACCAAACGACAUGUCGGCCAACUCAUCUUCACCGACUGUAUUCAUAAGAAGUGGAGGUGGUGGAGAGCUGUUGGGGACAAGCAAAGGGACGGACAAUCCUGAGAUGACGGAGUGGAUCACUGCCGUAAAACGCGAGGGGACUUCACAGGCCGUGGAUUCCACUUGUGUAGAGAUCACUCCAUAUCAGGUACAGAAUAAAUGACCUAGCAGUUUUCAUA